This is a messenger RNA of Manis pentadactyla (Chinese pangolin), 2322 nucleotides long. RefSeq names its product WD repeat domain 43 (gene WDR43). Gene Ontology annotation, biological process: maturation of SSU-rRNA from tricistronic rRNA transcript (SSU-rRNA, 5.8S rRNA, LSU-rRNA). The transcript is spliced from 18 exons. The coding region runs from base 46 to 2091 and encodes 681 amino acids. Gene Ontology annotation, cellular component: nucleolus. Gene Ontology annotation, molecular function: protein binding. NCBI's taxonomy places the organism in Eukaryota, Metazoa, Chordata, Mammalia, Pholidota, Manidae. The record is from RefSeq and is a predicted model, not a curated record.
CCUGCGCACGGGCGAACACGUGGCUGCCGCGGAGCCAGAGCAGCAAUGGCGGCGGGCCGCGUCAAAGUUGCCGACUCUCUGUCCCCGUCGGGGAUCCCCUGCGCCUUCUCUCCGCAGAACCAGGCCUACUUCGCUUUGGCGUCUACAGACGGUCAGCUGCGAGUGUGGGAGACAGCCAACAACCGGCUGCACCAGGAAUACGUGCCUUCCGCGCACCUCAGCAGUACUUGCACCUGCCUGGCCUGGGCGCCAGCGCGGCUGCAGGCCAAGGAAAGCCCCCAAAGGAAAAAAAGGAAAUCAGAAGCUAUAGAACUGAGUAACCAGGUUGACUUGGUGGCUCUUGGUACAUCAGUUGGUAGCAUUUUAUUAUACAGUACAGUCAAAGGAGAAUUACACAGUAAAUUGACAAGUGGUGGACAUGACAACAAAGUCAAUUGCAUACAGUGGCAUCAAGAUAAUGGCUGUUUGUAUAGUUGUUCAGAUGAUAAAUAUAUUGUGGAAUGGAAUACACAGACAUGCAAAGUAAAGUGCAAAUGGAAAGGUGACAAUAGCAGUGUCAGUUCCCUGUGUAUCAGUCCAGAUGGAAAGAUGUUGCUUUCAGCUGGUCGAACAAUCAAACUAUGGGUUUUGGAGACCAAAGAAGUCUACAGACACUUCACGGGACAUUCGACGCCGGUUUCAUCACUUACGUUCACUACUAUCAGACCUCCUAAUGAAAGCCAACCCUUUGAUGGAAUUACAGGUCUUUAUUUCUUAUCUGGAGCAGUACAUGACCGGUUACUUAAUGUCUGGCAGGUCCGAUCAGAAAACAAAGAAAAGAAUGCAGUGAUGUCUUUUACAGUUACAGAUGAACCUGUCUAUAUUGACUUGACUUUGUCAGAAAACAAAGAAGAGCCUGUCAAGUUAGCUGUUGUAUGCAGUGAUGGUCAAGUUCAUCUUUUUGAACACAUAUUAAAUGGAUAUUGCAAAAAGCCGUUGACUUCAAACUGCACAAUUCAGAUAGCCACAUCUGGGAAAGGCAAGAAAUCAACACCAAAACCCAUCCCUAUUCUAGCAGCUGGUUUUUGCUCAGACAAAAUGUCAUUGUUGCUUGUAUAUGGCAAUUGGUUUCAGCCCACCAUUGAGCGAGUGGCUUUAAGUUCCAAAGAACCUCAUAUGUGUUUAGUGAGAGAUGUUCCAAACUGCUGGGCCCCCAAAGUAGAAACAGCUGUAAAAAAGGUGAGAACACCAGUGAUGAAUUCUGAGGCAAAGGUUCUGGUUCCUGGGAUACCUGGUCAUCGUGCAGCCAUCAAGCCUCCCCCUCCUUCUGCCGAGGAAGUAGAAAGCAAGAGGAAGUUAGGGGAAAAGGAGGUUAGCAUUGAAGAACGCCUGGGAGCACUGGAUAUACAUACAAAAAGGGAAAAGGAGGACCUUCCACAGACAAAUAGCUUUCCAGUUCUUCUUGCACAGGGCUUAGAAAGCAAUGAUUUUGAAAUGCUAAAUAAAGUGCUGCAGACUAGGAAUUUAAACCUAAUAAAGAGGACUGUGUUAAGGAUGCCCCUGCAUGCUGUUAUUCCAUUGUUGCAAGAGCUUACGAAGAGAUUGCAAGGACAUCCUAAUAGUGCCGUUUUAAUGGUUCAGUGGCUAAAAUGUGUGUUAACAGUUCAUGCAUCCUACCUAUCCACAUUGCCUGACCUGGUACCUCAGCUGGGGACACUCUACCAGUUAAUGGAAAGCAGAGUAAAAACGUUUCAGAAACUCUCCCACCUUCAUGGGAAGCUUAUCCUUCUAAUCACACAAGUUACAGCAUCAGAAAAAACAAAGGGAAUGGCUUGUCCUGCACAGGAGGCGAAAUUGGUGUAUGAAGAAGAAUCUUCUGAAGAGGAGUCUGAUGAUGAAAUAGCAGAUAAGGAUUCUGAUGAUAAUUGGGAUGAAGAUGAGGAAGAGAAAGAAAGUGAAAAAGAUGAGGAUGUUGAUGAAGAUAAUGAAGAGGAAGAUGAGGAUGCUGAGGAAAAAGAUGAGGAAAAUGGUGAGGACAGAGAGGUGGCAAGUGAAAAAGAAUUAAAUGGAGAUUCUGAUUUGGAUCCUGAAAAUGAAAGUGAAGAAGAAUGAGGACAGAAACGCAAGCCAGUCAAACUGUGUAAACUCUGGCUCACCUUACCCAGUGCUGCCGGGUCCUCCUGGGACGGUUUGGCUCCGAGACAGAAUGCCAGGGACCCUUGCACAUUUCCAAAUUCCUGAAGGUGGUUCCCAUGCCACUUUGCUGUCCUGAGCACCCCAGAUUUAACUGUGUAAAUAAGAGUGUUUCAUUCAAAUGUUAAUAAACUUUACACAGUAAAUAGA